Messenger RNA from Eucalyptus grandis, 1797 nucleotides. RefSeq names its product ethylene-responsive transcription factor ABR1. Lineage: Eukaryota; Viridiplantae; Streptophyta; Magnoliopsida; Myrtales; Myrtaceae. Gene Ontology annotation, biological process: regulation of DNA-templated transcription. Gene Ontology annotation, molecular function: DNA-binding transcription factor activity; DNA binding. The transcript is spliced from 2 exons. The record is from RefSeq and is a predicted model, not a curated record. Bases 415 to 1578 code for a protein of 387 amino acids.
CAUGCAUGAAUCUUUAUAAAUUCAAUUGAAAGGGAGGAGCCUCUCGACUAAUCCUGUAGCAAUGGCGGCUGAAUGAAGCCGACAACAGUCCCCUUCAUAUAAAGAAAAAUACAUUCGCCGGAAACCCAAGAAGGAAAGGGGGUCUUCUCUCUUCGCUCUGUAGCGACAAAGAGGAGUAUCUCUGUAAAUCAAGCAAGCCCUCUCUUUUUCCUCUUCAUAAUUGAAUCCUUUUUGGCGGAAAGCGUCGCAUGUUCAUGCGCGCUCAUUAUAAAAGUGGCGCACCGUCGGAGCAGAGGCGAGUACGUGGCCCAUCCGCCCGCCGCAGAGGCCGCGGGUGAUGAGGAGGAGGAGGAGGAGGAGACGCAACCACCGCCGGUGCAGCACCGACUUCUGAACCAGCAGCAAACGCAGCUGAUGGAAGAGGCGGUCAUGCCGAUGUACUCGCCAUACUGUCCCCCCGGAGAGACGUCGGCGAUAGUGUCGGCUCUAACGCACGUUGUCACGGGGACCAGAGGCGGUCAGCAUGGAGGAACUUACCAAUCGACAUUGGCUCCUUCAUUGGCUUACGAUUCGGCGUCGGCCGGCAGCUCAUCACAGCUUCCAUGGACUUAUAUUGGGCAAAAGAGAGAGCGUGACGAAGCAGGGAGUUCAUCACAAUUUUUGGCCGAGCCUCCUUUAAGUCAGAGGGAUUACUAUGGGAUCUAUGGUGGCAGUGUUACAUUAAGAGAAACCUCUGCUAUUUCCGCUUCCUUACCUGGACUCCAGGCAAGGACUGUCGCCGCCACCUCCAACGUCCCGCCGCCACCUUCUGGAGCGGGCCCGCCGCCCUAUGAGGGCGGAGAGAGGAGGAGGAGAUACAGGGGAGUGAGGCAGAGGCCGUGGGGGAAAUGGGCGGCGGAGAUCCGCGACCCCCAAAAAGCCGCAAGGGUCUGGCUAGGAACCUUCGACACGGCGGAGGCCGCCGCCCGGGCGUACGACGAGGCCGCCCUCCGGUUCCGUGGCAACCGUGCCAAGCUCAACUUCCCUGAAAACGUCAGAGUCAUCCCGCCCAACGUCCCGACUUACGGUUCCCCUGCCGCCGCCGCCGCGACCCUCGCCGCCGGCUCCGCUCCUCCGGCGAUAGCGGCGGGUCAGCUAGCUCCUCCGUAUGCGGGGGCGGUCCCGCUAUAUCCUAGAGGAUCUGAAGGCUUCAAUUUGGGGGACUACUGGGAGUACUCUCAGCUUCUUCAAGGGCAUAAUCAUCAUCAACCGGCGAGCUUGAUGGAGCAAAUGAUGUAUUCUUCGCAGAUGGCUUCUUCACACUCGUCGUUAUCAUUGCCUUCUUCAUCUCCGCCGCAGCCGCCGCCGCCGCCUCCUUCUUUUCCUUCAUCAGAUUUAUACGGGUCUUCGUCAUCAUCUGGUUUUGGCGGCGCUUCUUCGUUUUCUUCUUCAGUUCCUCUGUUUUUCCCUCAGCAGCCCCCGUUAGGAUACUUCCGGCCUCCGCCGCCGCGGCCCCCGCACGACCAGGGAAGCGGCGGGGAAGACUCUGAGCCGCCGCCGUCAUCGGAUUCAAGUCAUUACCAUUCAUCAACCAGUUGAAAUUCGGGUUUUUUAUUUUUAAUUUCUAUUUAGAAUCAUUCUUUUGGAGGGGGGCUGACGGUUUUCAGAGCAUUGUUUAGUACUCUUUCGGGAUGAGGAUGAUGUUUUUUUCCCGUGGACACUACUUUUACACGCAAAGACUUUUUUUAGUCAUCGGGAUUUGUUUCAGCUAGUGUCCUAUUUUCUUAUUCUUUAUAAUAUAUUGCACUUUUUAGGUCU